GCUUGGCUCAGCCCCAGUGCACUACCUCACUGGAUAUCACCACACUCAAGACAACAUAAACAGAAGAGUCUACUCACCAUCCAACUACCUGUCACAUCAGGCCAAGCCUCAUCUGACCCUGCCACUCAUCCCCUCGGCCUGGAAAAAACAAAACAAAUAGCAAUAUAAAAAAGAAGAAGAAGAAGAAGCAGCAAAAGUAACUGAUUGCAGGACCCAGCAAGGAGAAGAAGAAGUCUAAGUUUUGGUGCUUGAUUCUGGUGAAAAUGAUCGUGUGGGCAGCCUUGCUGAUGUCUCAUUGUUGUUUGGGUCUGAAUGGAGCUGCAGAAGAAAACUCAGGACUGGAGAGAAUAGAGAAAUGUGGUACCAGGUGUUCUCAGGGCCUUGACUGCAAAACCAAGCCCGACAAUUGGUUUCCUCCUCCGUGUCAGGACCCCGCUGAAGGUCUCAACCCGUCCUCUGUGUUCCACAACAUCAGCCUCUCCACAGUCUUGAGUUGUGAAGGGAGGCAGAAGUGCUCCUUACGCCUCAGAAUCAAAACCACAUUACAACUCACUAAGUCCAUACAUGGUGUGUCCAUCUGCACCGCCACCGCAGGGAUGAUGGUCAACUGCCAAAUGUUCACCUUCAAAAGAGCGUCAAGAAAAAGAAUGUCUGGAAAGCAGGUAAUAGUUGAGAAUGAUUGCACCGACAUUUCUCCAAGCCAAUAUGUGCAAGUGACAGUGAAAACUGUGCCGAACUACUGUGAUGUGACCUGGAAAGGAACUUAUGACGCUCCAGAAUGCACCAAUGAAGAUUUGCGAAAUAAUGUCCCAGAAUGCAUCACUGGUAGGAUAUCAUAUGAUGUAAACCCAGAGAGGAAGGAGCUGAGUGUCACUGUGUCAAACAUGCUGGAAGAUCACGACUACCACCUCCGUCUGUGCCAUAAGGAUUUCAUCUGCGUUGGCACAGGGGCCAACACACUGAUAAAGAAGGGGGAACCCGUAAAGAACGCCACCCUCCCAUACUCCCGACCUUUGCCCUGUCUCUGCAUUGAGGGUUGGUCAACUGUGAUGGAUGCUCCGAGAGUCCAGGUCUGCCCCUUUAAAGACCGUCUCGAGGACCUGUGGUCUGGCAUUAACUUUGACCCACUGGAGGAGACUCUAUCAUGGAAGCCCGUCUGUCCAGUGACUGCUGUGGUUGUGUUGUGUCAGAAAAGAGAGGACGGUGUCUGUGUGGAUUUGCCUCAUGCCUACCAAAAUGUCAGCAGAGAAAAGAUAUCAUUUUCUAAAGUGGAUCCACACCCUCAGCUGUGCAUGAAGUUCACUGCAGGCUCUCAGUCCUGGAUCAGGUGUCCCUUUGUUAAUGCCAGAUUCCAAGCAUGGGAGAUGAUUGUGACAAGACAACAAGGUCAGGAGGACAUCGAGAUGUUGUCACAGAUCACUGCAACGUUUUCUGUGGGGCUGUGUGCAAAGUCCGAAGCCUCUACUGUGUGUGACACACACACCAUGCAUGUGACAAAACACAAAGCUGUUGGCUUAAACUUGACAGGGGAAUUAUGCAACUCUUGUCUCCAGGUGAAGAGGCUCGAUGUAAAGUUUUCUGCCACGGUCAUUCACUGUCUUGAGCAAUCCAAUCAAUCAUCGCUCCCCAGAGCUGUCCUCUCCAGUCGAGCCUCUUGGGACUUAUCUUGGGUUGUUGUACCUGCUGGUGUUUGCCUCUCUGGCAUCAUCAUAAACACUCUGCUGCUCCACGUACUGUUAACCGUGUAUCAGAGGAAGAAACAAAAAAGAAAUGGAGGCUGUAUCUCUGAAAAACAAACGGAUCCGGACUGUGUGGUCCCUGUGUUACAAACUCAACCUGUUCUCCACGGAGGGGUACUCAUACCUGAUUCCCCACAGUGUGGGAACACCGAGAAGGCCAACCUAAUUUCUGACUGACCAAAUAACGGUGCUCCGGUCAAAGCAUUACAUGUAAUGUGCAGUAUAAAACUGUAAAGUUGUUACACAAACCAUAAGAGUUCUCUGUUGAAUGCAGUGUAUAAUAUUGGGACAGAUAUUUUAAAUGUUAUACAGUAUAUGUUGCUGUAUGUCUGCUCUGUAGUAUG
Etheostoma spectabile (orangethroat darter) is the source of this 2083-nucleotide messenger RNA. It is a transcript of the gene il17rel, whose product is annotated as interleukin 17 receptor E-like. The coding region runs from base 264 to 1916 and encodes 550 amino acids. Lineage: Eukaryota; Metazoa; Chordata; Actinopteri; Perciformes; Percidae. The transcript is spliced from 18 exons. Gene Ontology annotation, molecular function: interleukin-17 receptor activity. The record is from RefSeq and is a predicted model, not a curated record.